Gossypium raimondii (Peruvian cotton) is the source of this 2697-nucleotide messenger RNA. Its product is annotated as transmembrane 9 superfamily member 7. Gene Ontology annotation, biological process: protein localization to membrane. The transcript is spliced from 7 exons. Gene Ontology annotation, cellular component: membrane. The record is from RefSeq and is a predicted model, not a curated record. Bases 145 to 2052 code for a protein of 635 amino acids. NCBI's taxonomy places the organism in Eukaryota, Viridiplantae, Streptophyta, Magnoliopsida, Malvales, Malvaceae.
AAAAACCCAAAAAAAGCAUGUACUUGGUAGAUGCACUAUGGUGUAGUUUAGUUGUAUGACACGCCAUUUUUCAAAGCUCCAUUCCAUCCCGACAUUUUUCAAUUCUAUCUCCUGUAAGUAGUGAAACCCAAAAGAGUAGCAAAAAUGGGCACGAAAUGGAAGAAUGUCUUCUUCGUUUUUUGGCUGUUGUCAUCAACUGCACAAUCCUUCUAUCUCCCUGGGGUCGCCCCUCGUGAUUUUCAAAGGGGUGAUCCCCUGUAUGUUAAGGUGAACAAAUUGUCAUCUACAAAGACACAACUACCAUAUGAUCAUUACUACUUAGACUACUGUAAACCAGCCAAGAUUGUGAACAGUGCUGAAAAUUUGGGGGAGGUACUACGUGGUGACCGCAUAGAGAAUUCAGUCUACACCUUUGAAAUGAGGGAGGAUCAGCCUUGCAAAGUAGUCUGUCGAAAAAAACUUGAUGCUGAAUCUGCGAAGAAUUUCAAGGAAAAAAUUGAUGAUGAAUAUCGAGUUAAUAUGAUUCUUGACAAUCUUCCAGUUGCUGUUCUUAGACAAAGGAGAGAUGGAAGUCAGUCAACAACAUAUGAACAUGGUUUCCGUGUUGGAUUCAAAGGGAAUUAUGCUGGGAGCAAGGAGGAGAAGUAUUUUAUCAACAACCACUUGAGCUUGAGAGUCAUGUUUCAUAGGGAUACUGAGACCGAUGCUGCUCGAAUUGUUGGGUUUGAGGUUACCCCUAACAGCAUUAACCAUGAAUACAAAGAAUGGGAUGAGAAGAAUCCCCAGAUAGCAACAUGCAAUAAGGACACCAAAAAUCUAAUUCCAGGUAGUACUGUUCCACAAGAAGUUGACGCAGGCAAGGAGGUUGUGUUUACAUAUGAUAUAACUUUCAAGGAGAGUGAUAUCAAAUGGGCUUCUCGCUGGGACACAUACCUUCUGAUGAAUGAUGAUCAGAUUCACUGGUUCUCCAUCGUAAACUCUCUGAUGAUUGUUCUCUUCCUCUCUGGCAUGGUAGCCAUGAUCAUGAUGAGAACAUUGUAUAAAGAUAUUUCAAACUAUAAUCAGUUGGAAACCCAAGAUGAGGCGCAGGAAGAAACAGGAUGGAAACUUGUACAUGGGGAUGUCUUUAGGGCUCCAAUCAAUUAUGGUUUACUCUGUGUUUAUGUUGGUACAGGUGUCCAGGUCUUCUCAAUGACGCUUGUGACAAUGAUAUUUGCUUUGCUGGGUUUCUUAUCUCCUUCCAAUCGUGGAGGACUUAUGACUGCUAUGGUUCUCUUGUGGGUUUUCAUGGGAAUAUUUGCCGGUUACUCUUCAGCACGUCUAUACAAAAUGUUUAAGGGCACAGAGUGGAAGAGAAAUACUUUGAAAACUGCAUUUAUGUUUCCUGGUAUCCUCUUUGUUGUAUUCUUUGUACUGAAUGCACUAAUUUGGGGAGAGCAAUCCUCUGGGGCAGUGCCAUUUGGGACAAUGUUUGCUCUUGUUUGCUUAUGGUUUGGUAUAUCAGUUCCAUUAGUCUUUGUUGGCAGUUACUUGGGUUUCAAAAGGCCAGCCAUCGAAGACCCUGUGAAGACCAACAAAAUUCCCAAGCAGGUACCAGAGCAGGCAUGGUAUAUGAAGCCAGUCUUUGCUAUACUCAUUGGAGGCAUCCUUCCAUUUGGGGCCGUUUUUAUUGAGCUCUUCUUCAUCUUAACGUCAAUUUGGCUGAACCAGUUCUAUUACAUCUUUGGCUUCCUUUUCAUAGUGUUUGUUAUUCUAAUAAUCACUUGCGCCGAGAUAACAAUUGUGCUAUGCUACUUCCAGUUGUGCAGUGAAGAUUACCAUUGGUGGUGGAGAUCUUACUUGACAGCUGGCUCCUCUGCUCUCUACCUUUUCCUAUACUCUAUUUUCUACUUCUUUACGAAGUUGGAGAUCACAAAGCUUGUCUCAGGCCUCCUUUAUUUUGGCUACAUGGUAAUAGUUUCAUAUGCCUUCUUCGUCCUGACUGGGACAAUUGGCUUCUAUGCGUGCUUUUGGUUUGUUAGGAGGAUCUACUCAUCCGUCAAAAUCGACUAAGAUGAGUAUAUAGAAAGAACACAAGACCUAUGCGAAUUACCGACUGGAUGAGGGGAAAGCCUUGAUGUGGACUAUGUCAAGUCGAAGAUACUUGCUACCGAAACUUUUAUUUCCCAUCUACAAUCACUUUAUUGUUUGUCAUUGAAGGUAGGCUUGGCUUGUUAGUUUCCCUACACUGUUAGAAGUCCAGUACUGUUAACUCUUUAAGUAGUCUCUGCAAGGAGUAAAAUUGGUGAUCUAGCCUGUAGAUAUUUCGAUACUCCAGAUAUCUACUCCCCAGAAAACCAUUAGCGUUGCAAUGCAUCUUCAUGACACUAUCAGAGAACCUGAUGUAGAAAUGCCCUGGUACAACUAUAAGUACUGUUACCUUUAUUUACUAUUUUUGCAGUAAAUAACUAAGAGCCUUUUGGAGACAAGUUCCUUUCUCCAUUUUAGCUUCUACUUUCCAUUUUUCUCAACUAUGUGAAAUUGAGGGCCUUGGAUGGUUAUUUUCCCUUGUUUAUUAGUCUCUGUAGUUAUUGCUUUAUGUUCAUUGGCUUUGUCUUGGCAAAGUGGGGGUUAUUGCUGGUUUUGGAAUGUAAUAUUGUGACUUACUUUGGAUGGUUGAAUUCCAGCAAAUGCAAAAAAGUUUUAUUUUAAAAUCAA